Molecule: messenger RNA, 1137 nt
Organism: Linnemannia hyalina
Lineage: Eukaryota; Fungi; Mortierellomycota; Mortierellomycetes; Mortierellales; Mortierellaceae
Source: the annotation of a GenBank genome assembly
AUGAAGGUCUACACUCAGCAGGAGGUCGCCAAGCACACAAAGGCCGACGACUGUUGGCUCAUCCACAACAACAAAGUCUACAAUGUCUCUGACUUUGUCGCCGACCAUCCCGGUGGAGAAGAGUUCAUCCUCGACCACGCCGGCAAAGAUGUCACCGCCCUGAUGAAGGACGAGCUCGAGCACUUGCACUCAGACGGUGCCUACGAGAUGCUCGACGAACUCUUGAUCGGUGCCCUCUUUUCUUCUUCAACCACAACAACCACAACAACCACCACUACUACAACUACUUCAGCAACAACCACCGCCAUCGACCGACAGCAGCACGAGGCGGAAAUGCACAGGCGACUGGGCGCCAAUGUGACGGAUACCAAGAACUCUGAGACGGGGGAGCAAGAGUACUACCUCAACGAUACCGACUUGGUGGCAGACAAGAAGAACAGGUUCCUGGACCUGAACAAGCCCCUCUUCCACCAGCUCUGGCAUGCCAAUUUCUCAAAGUCCUUCUAUCUCGAGCAGGUCCACAUCCCUCGCCAUGUCGCCGGCGGAUCGGCUCGUCUCUUCAGCUCGGAUUUCUUGGAGAUCUUCACCCGUACCCCCUGGUACAUUGUCCCCAUCCUUUGGUUGCCCAUCAUUGCCUUCAAUGUCAACCGUGGUCUUCAGCAAGGUUUGACGACUGAGAAUACGUCGGGUCUGUUUGUUGCUGGUAUGUUUGUCUGGACGCUGGCAGAGUACAUGAUCCACCGGUUCUUGUUCCACUUGGACGAUCUCAUGCCUGAGUCCAACUACAGCAACAUUGGUCACUUCUUGCUUCAUGGUAUCCACCACUACCUUCCCAUGGACAGAUUGCGAUUGGUUAUGCCUCCAGUAUUGGCGAUUACAUUGGCGAUCCCUAUCAACUACCUGAUGCACACGUUCAUGCCCCUGGCCCAGGGCUACGUGAUGAUGGCGGGACUUCUCUUUGGCUACGUCCUCUACGAUAUGACCCACUACUACCUCCACCACGCCAAGGUCUUCAAGAUCCACUUCAAGGAGAUGAAGACCUACCAUCUUGCCCACCACUACAAGAACUUUGAGGGCGGAUACGGUAUCACCUCUAAGAUCUGGGAUCGCGUCUUUGGCACCACCUUGGAGUUGUAA